ACCUACUCUUUAUCGCACUCAACUUUUUAUCAACAACCAUUGGAAUACCUACAGCAUCAAUAGCAUAUUAUCACGGUAUUAUUAUACAUUUUCAGACUUUAAAAGUAAUUCAGUUCAAUUUGCUACGUUAAUUAGACUUAACGGCUAACUAGUUACUCACAUAAAUGCCUCUUAUUUCUCAUUUACGUUACUUAGUAGGUAGUGUUCAAUCAGAUUAUAAGUAAUAGGUACGUUUGAAAAUUGAAUUUGAAUUUACGUUGUUGUGACCUUCAAGAAUCACGGUCACCAUCGUACCAAGAAUUGGAGCCCUUCUGCCCUCUUGAACUUAUGUAGGUAGGUAUAUACCUACAUAAUUUAACCGCGCAUGUGCUAACUUCGGGCCUGCGCAGUUCCCAUUAAAGCCACCCAUCUGUCUUCUGUUUUUGUUACCUAAAUCUAAAUAUUCUAACCAGAAAAUAUUACAAACUGGCGUUUUAAUACUGAGUGAGGGCGCCAAUGGAUCCUCGGGUGUCAGGAUGAUGGUGGUUGCGCUCGGCUUGGGAUGGGUCACAUGAAAGUACACCGGCCAAUGGCGAAGAUUCGCAGGGACAAGAUUUGGUGGCGCUGGCGGUGCCAAUGGAGCAUAGUGACGAUCGCGGCGGUGGCGCUGGUCGUUUACAACGCGGCGGCCAACGUGUGGCUGCUGCGGCCGCCCGCCUGCCCCGCGCCCGCCACGCCGCCCGCCGCCGAGCCGCCGUCCUGCGAGCCCUGCCUCGACACGCAGAACCCAGCCCUAGACGACGAUCCCAUCGCCCGCUUGGACCUCCGCCUCGGCCGCUGGGACGGCUCGCGCUCCUACCGCAUGUUCGACUACGCCACCGUCGGCGACAUGUACGCCGAAAUCUCCAUGAACAGGCGCGUCUGCCUCGCCACCCAGAGCUCCAUCGAACGACUCCACGAGUUACUCCGGAUAGCGGCUCACUGGACCGGGCCCAUAUCCGUCGCGGUCUUCGUGGCCGGUGACGAAUUAAGACUGCUUCGAGCCUUCGCCACGUGGCUUUUCAGAUGCCAGCCGGACGUGUACUCCAGACUCGCGCUGCACGUCGCCACGUCGGCGGAGAGACCCGGGGUUCAGGGUGCGGUUCCGAACUGGGCGAGAGACUGUGAGGCUAAGCCGCUGCCGCCUGGAGAAAGGCGAGCAGACACUGUUGCAUGGAGAGCGAGGCACCCGUACCCUCAGAACCAUUUGCGGAAUCUUGCGCGGCGGAACUGCCAGACGCCUUACGUUUUCUUGGUGGACGUGGACAUAGUUCCCUCGAGGGGCAUGUCGGAGGCGCUGGAUAAAUUCCUGUCUACAGCGCCACGCUGCCCAUUGUGCGCCUAUGUAGUGCCGACGUACGAGUUGGACCGAAGAGUGGCCAAUUUCCCGGCCAACAAGUCGGAGCUGCUGCGGCUCUCCAAGAACAAGUUGGCGAUACCUUUCCAUAGGAAGGUGUUUAUUUAUAACCAGUAUGCUUCCAAUUUUUCUAGAUGGGAGGCGAGCGGCGGCAACGAGAGCCUGGAAACACACGUGAGCCACAACGUGACCAACUUCGAGCUGCUGUACGAGCCCUUCUACGUGGCGCCUGAUACUGUGCCACCACAUGAUGAGAGGUUCCUGGGCUACGGGUUCACCAGGAACACGCAGGUAUACGAAAUGUUCCUAAUCGGGUACCAGUUCAGGGUACUUUCGCCGAUCUUCACGAUCCACUGGGGACUGCAAGCUCGCAGGACGCGCCCUCUCUGGAGGGAGAAACAGAACGAAAAGAACAGAAAGCACUUCGAGACCUUCAAGAGGGAACUCUUCGCACGAUACCGGAGGGACCCCCUCCAUCUCAUCAGAAGACCGCCACAACCCGGCAAGAAAACCUAGGCAGCGCAGGGCCGCGCCACAAGUGUAGCCGGCCUGCUAACAAUCACUUUUGCUGUCCUGUUGUUUUGACAGUGAUGAUUAAACUGGACAAUAUUACAAUUAGGAAGACAAUACGCCAGAUGUGUCUGGUAGUGGACGUUUUAGUCGCCAGUGAUAUAUGUAUAUCUAGCUAUUUUUGUAACGGUUUGAAAUAGAACGCUGUGCGCUUGCCGGCUUGAGGAUAUAACGUGAUACUGUCAGCAGCAAUAUACCGAUUUCAAUUAUUUCAUAUUGUAUUUGAAUGAAAUUGAUAUAACGUUGCUGAGAUUACCAAAUGUUGGAACGAAAGUCUAGUUGGUUUAGUGCCUUUGCACCUUUGUUAAGUUUCAUAGAACCAAAUAAUAUUUUAGGCCAAUAUGAUGUGAAGUUGUUGUUUAUCACAGGAUUUCUUUCUUGAACCUUUUAUGGAUGAGACUGACUUGUCUGCUGAUAAAUUUUCACUAACAUUUACUUCAGUUCUGUAGGUUAUUAUGGUGUAUGAAACUGCACGUAAAUGUCGAAAUCGUAUCCAAAAAGGUACAUGAAAGAAUUUCUGAGCUUAUCAACAAUUUAUGCAUAAGUGACAAUGAAAAUUUUAAGAUAAUAUUAACUGAUAUUGGUCACAAAGGCGUUACUAAGUUGUUAUUACGGGCUACUCUUAGUUGUUUUUAGACAUAGUGACCCGUAGAUAUUGGAAUGUAUUGUGUUUAUAAAUGAUAUUAAACUAAUUUAAUUUCAUAGAAUAUUUUAUGCAAGUUUUUCUGCAAGCUAUGUCUAUUUAUAUAUUUUAUCUACCGCAAAAAUUAUGUAAUGGUUGAAGAAUUUGACCGAAGAAUACCUCAGUAAAAUAAAUAUGAAACCAAAACAUAAUAUAAAAGGCAUUUGUAUGAAUGAAGUAUAAUUAUAAUGUAAAUAUUAAGAGCUAAGUUUGUACAAAGAUCACAUCCCUAGAAUAAAUGUAUGAAUGAAUAGCUGAUAACAUUUUCGUCGAAGUAAUCAGUCAGAGUGAGCCAUAUUGUUACUCAAUACUGAAAUCUUAGUAACUUACAUAAUACAGCGUGUAAUUGAAUUAAUGAAAUAUUGAAAUUGAAAGUAGAAUUUACUUUCAGUCUAUCAAAAUUUCAAUCAUUACUGAAAUCAUCACAAUUUUUUAUCACAAAAAUGUAUAUUUUGAUGACUAGCAAAAGUAGAAAUGAGAGGUCUUGAUUAAUAUUCCACUGUCCGUUUCAUUACUGUAGGUAGACGCUCGUAGUCUCGUACUCAUUUAUAUUUACUUACAAUUACAUAAAUAUUUUGGCACGCAUAUUUGUGAGUAAGUUACAUAUUAGUCAAAUAUAUUGUUUUAGUAUUAAGUAAAUGCACAAAAAUUUGCAAGCACAAGAUGAUAUACGAAGUAUUUAAUGUAAUAUUGGUAAUGUUAAGUUUGAUGACGUAUGUAGAGUCAUUUAGAAUAACUUCAUAAAUAACCUUUCUUUCUGAGGAAUAUUUUAAUCGUAAAAUGAUGAUUUAAUAGUGGUAUUUGAUUUUUUAGUUUUUAAUUUUACUAGUUAAAGAAAACUUAUUGGACUUUUUGUCUAAAAUAUGAAAAAUGAUGUCGCUAUUGGUCUUAUGAAUUAAAUAUACUUACUUUAUAUCACAUUCAAAUAAUUUAUGAUAAGUAGGUACCUAUUAGGUACACGUCUUAUUUUAUUUUAUGCAUUUGUUUCUUUUUAAAUCAAUGUAACAUGUUACCAUAGUAUAAGUAAAGGGAGCA
Molecule: messenger RNA, 3662 nt
Organism: Ostrinia nubilalis (European corn borer)
Lineage: Eukaryota; Metazoa; Arthropoda; Insecta; Lepidoptera; Crambidae
Product: beta-1,4-glucuronyltransferase 1
Exons: 5
Coding region: 542-1891 (449 amino acids)
Biological process (GO): protein O-linked glycosylation via mannose
Cellular component (GO): Golgi apparatus
Molecular function (GO): glucuronosyltransferase activity
Source: RefSeq, a predicted model, not a curated record